Molecule: messenger RNA, 2352 nt
Organism: Paramecium tetraurelia
Lineage: Eukaryota; Ciliophora; Oligohymenophorea; Peniculida; Parameciidae
Exons: 3
Biological process (GO): endonucleolytic cleavage to generate mature 5'-end of SSU-rRNA from (SSU-rRNA, 5.8S rRNA, LSU-rRNA); endonucleolytic cleavage in 5'-ETS of tricistronic rRNA transcript (SSU-rRNA, 5.8S rRNA, LSU-rRNA)
Cellular component (GO): small-subunit processome; 90S preribosome; nucleolus
Molecular function (GO): U3 snoRNA binding; protein binding
Source: RefSeq, a predicted model, not a curated record
AUGGUUAAAAUCGUAUAAGCAACCAAAUUGCUUAAAUCAAGGCGUCUAACUAGGUUAAAACUGAGUAAACUAUCAUUGUAAUCUAAACAAAUUGUACCUAAUAAAAAAGAAUAAGAAACCAAAUAGGUUCAAAUUAUAAAUGAGGAUUAAUUUAUUACGCAUAUAGAACCAAUUAAAUAGUUAUUGCCUUUCUAUCAAGGGGGUAAAAUACAAAUAACAAAUAAUGUGAUAUAUACAUGUUUCAAUUUUUGUGUGCAAUAUCUUGAUAAGAAAAUUCAACAUAAUCAAGAAGAAAUAGCAAAUUUUUGUGUGAGCAAUCUAAAUGAUUAUAUCGCAACAUUUACAAAGAAUUAUAUGCUCAGAUAUGUUAGAUUGAAUGAUCAUAUCACCUAAUUUACAAUUAAGACAGAUCCUCUAUUUGCCAUUGAUAUGUAAUUUAGUCCAGAAGAUGUCUACUUGGCUUUAGGUGGUACAAAUUGCAUGGUCAAAAUUAUAAAUGUUAAAAAGAACCAACAAAGUACUGAAUUCAGAGUCAGUGGAAGUGUUCUCAAAUUAUAAUGGAUUCCUAUUAUGAGGAAAUUACAAGUGGCAAUUGCCACAGAUGACAGACGCAUCUCAUUAUUUGAUUUAGUAGCAAACAGAAUACUGUGCGGUUUCGUUGACUUUAAUAGUAGGAUAACCCAUAUUUAGUUUAGUCAGCAUAUGUUGGUGUCAAGUUGCAAUAAAUACAUUAAAUUUUGGGACACAAGCGUAUAAAAAUUGACUGAAACCAUAGAGUUUGAUAUUGAAAUUGAGACAUUCAUUUAUUUCAAAAAUACCCUUAUCAUAGGUACAGAAUCUGGAGAUUUACAUAUUAAAUAGCAAAACAAAAAAAUUGCUAUAGAUUCAUAAUUUAAUGGCUAAUAAAUAUUGAAAUUUAUUAACUGCAAUGAGAAAUUGUAUAUCAUAACAAGUGAAUUGCAUAUUUAUAUUACUGAAUUAGUAUCUGGACAAAUACAAUAGUAAAAAUUAUUAUUAGGAUAUAAUGAUGAAAUACUAGAUGUAAAGUUUAUUCAAAAUAACCAAUUGCUUUUGGCUACAAAUUCCCCAUUUAUGAAGAUAUUAAAUUUAGAUAGCAUGGAGGUCAUUGCAUGGAAGGCUCAUUACAGUGUGAUCAUGUGUUGUGAAUUUAUUGAUGAUCUAAUAGUAACAGCAUCCAAAGAUAAUUGCGUCAUUAUAUUCAAGUAUAAGGGAUUCAAACAACCUAUAGAGUUACACAAAUAUAGUGGUCAUUCUGAUGAUGUAAUUUCAAUAGAUGUCAAUUCCAAAUAUAUUGCAUCUGUUUCAAAAGACAAAUCACUUAAGUUAUGGGAUUUAAAGAAUUAUCAAUCUGAAUAAUCUAUAAAAACUGUUGUUGCUCAUGAGAAAGAGAUGAAUUGUGUUCGAUUCUCACCAAAUAAUAAACUUAUUGCCACAUCUUCCUAAGAUAGACUUAUUAAAUUAUGGGAUGAAAAUUUAAUGAAUAAGAUGACACUUAAAGGUCACAAAAGAGGAGUCUGGGAUAUAUAGUUUUCUCCAAUUGAAAAAAUAUUGGCUUCUGCAAGUGGAGACAAUACUAUUAAGCUCUGGAAUCUUAGUGAUGGCUCUAUCAUUAAAUCCUUCUAAGGAGUGGCUCCUCAACUAAAAGUGUAAUGGCUUGCCAGAGGAUCUGAACUAAUAAGUACUGAUUCUAUUGGUAAUAUUAAAUUAUGGAAUGUCAAAAAAUAAACUUGUAUUAAUACUUUCUCACAACAUACUGGUAAAAUUUAUGCCUUGGAUAUAAAGAGAGAUAAUCAAGAUAUUUAUAUAGUGACUGGAGCAAAUGAUUCCAAUCUAAUUCUAUGGAAAGAUAAGACAGAGUAAGUGACUUAGCAAUAAUAACUACAAUAACAUGAAACUAAAAUAAAGUUACAAACAUUCCAAGAUUUUAUGAGAGAUAAACUAUAUUUAGAUGCAGCAUUUAUUGCAUUUUAAAAUAAUUAUAUAAAGCAUUUUAUUUAGGCUGUUACUUAAAUUUAUAAGCAAGUUGAUUAUGACAAUGUUGUAUCUAUGUUAUCUUAAAAAAUGGUGAAAGAAGAUUUAUUAAAAUUUUUAUAAUUGUUGAUAACACUAAAUUAAAGCAAGAAAACUUAUUAGGCAGCCUAACAUUUAUUCUAUUAUUCAAUAAAAUUAAUAAAUGUAAAUGAAUUUAAAGAUGAAAAAAGAGAGUUAGUGAAAAAAUUGCUGUAAUAAUUGAAAUAUUUGACAUCCAAAUGUUUUGAUCGAUUGGAAAGUAAUUAUUCUUCAUAGUUUCUAAUUAAAUUUAUGAUUGAUAAGUCUAAAAUUGUUGUUUGA